GGGUGCGGCUGGUGGCUCUGUCGGUAAGAUGGCGGCCGUGAGUCUGAGGCUCGGAGACUUGGUGUGAUAAAAGGAAACGUGUGCUCCAGGCUGUGACAACUGCAGUUUCUCAUCCGAAAAAUUGACAGUGCUGUGAAGUUGUCUAAUUUAUAUAGCAAAGGGGAAGCUGGGCCGGUAUCCUCCAUGGCCAGGAAAGAUUGUUAAUCCACCUAAAGAUCUGAAGAAACCUCGUGGAAAAAAGUGCUUCUUUGUGAAGUUUUUUGGAACAGAAGAUCAUGCUUGGAUUAAAGUAGAACAGCUGAAGCCUUACCACCCUCACAAGGAGGAAAUGAUAAAGAUUAACAAGGGUAAGCGUUUUCAGCAAGCUGUGGAUGCUGUAGAGGAGUUUCUUAGAAAAAACAAAGGCAAGGACCAGGCGUCUUCCCAUAACUCCAAUGAAGAGAAGAAUCGGCGUAAUUCCAGUGAAGAAAGAGGCAAGCAAUCUGCUGGUGAAGAGAAACGCAAAGCCAGUUUGUCUGAAGGGAAGUUGAAGAAGGGCACAGGGGAAGGAAAAAAGAGGGUCUCUUCUGUAUCGUCAGAGAGAGGAUCAAAAUCACCUUUGAAAAGAGCCCAGGAUCAGAGCCCCCGAAAGCGGGGGCGUCCACCGAAGGAUGAGAAGGACCUCACAAUUCCAGAGUCAAGUACAGUAAAGAGAGUGAUGACUGGAACAGUGGCUGGAUUUAAAUGGCCACCAAACGUCAGUGAGCCUGUGAAGGACAGUGAUCCACACUUUCAUCACUUCCUGCUGAGCCAGACAGAGAAGCCAGCUGUCUGCUAUCAAGCCAUCACAAAGAAGUUGAAGGUUUGUGAAGAGGAAACAGGAUCCACCUCCAUCCAGGCAGCAGACAGCACAGCAGUCAAUGGCAGUAUCACACCUACAGACAAAAAGAUAGGAUUUCUGGGACUUGGCCUGAUGGGAAGUGGCAUUGUCUCCAACUUACUGAAGAUGGGUCACACUGUCACUGUCUGGAACCGGACUGCUGAGAAGUGUGAUUUGUUCAUCCAGGAGGGGGCACGGCUGGGAAGAACCCCCGCUGAAGUUGUCUCCACCUGUGACAUCACCUUUGCUUGUGUAUCAGAUCCAAAAGCAGCAAAGGAUCUGGUACUUGGUCCAAGUGGAGUGUUGCAGGGGAUUCGCCCAGGGAAGUGUUACGUGGAUAUGUCCACUGUGGAUGCAGAUACAGUCACAGAGUUGGCUCAGGUGAUAGUGUCCCGGGGUGGUCGCUUUUUGGAAGCACCGGUCUCAGGAAAUCAGCAGCUAUCUAAUGAUGGGAUGCUUGUGAUCCUGGCAGCUGGCGACAGGGGUUUAUAUGAGGACUGCAGUAGCUGUUUUCAAGCGAUGGGGAAGACCUCUUUUUUCCUAGGUGAAGUAGGCAAUGCUGCCAAGAUGAUGCUGAUUGUCAACAUGGUCCAAGGCAGCUUCAUGGCAACGAUAGCAGAAGGACUGACUUUGGCUCAAGUGACUGGCCAGUCCCAACAGACCCUUCUGGAUAUCCUCAAUCAGGGACAACUUGCCAGCAUCUUCCUGGACCAAAAGUGCCAAAAUAUCUUGCAAGGAAACUUUAAACCUGAUUUCUACCUGAAAUACAUACAGAAGGAUCUUAGAUUAGCUAUUGCACUGGGUGAUUCUGUCAACCAUCCAACUCCCAUGGCAGCUGCUGCCAACGAGGUCUAUAAACGAGCAAAAGCAUUGGACCAAUCAGACAACGACAUGUCUGCAGUGUAUAGGGCCUACAUCCACUAGGCUGCACUGUUCUUACUGUUAAUACUAUGAUUAUUGAUUAAUAUUAUUAUGAUACUGGGUUUUAACUCUGGACCAGUCCAUCUCUGUCUCUCCAUUUCCUUUUAUACACAGACUUUGAGAUCUGCCACGGAGGCAACUGCUGUGGUGAGCCUUCCCCUGGUGGCAGAAGGGGGGGAGGAGGGGGCUCGGAUUGUUGCAGUCUAAUUAGAAAAAUCCAUGCCAUGCACUGACAGUCAUGGAACAGAACAGUGGCGGCUUGUUGAGAAGCUCUGAGGCAACUCUGCCAGAAAUCUGCUGCUUGGCUGCUUUUAUUUUCCUUUUUGUAUGCUUGUCCAAGAUGCUGUUUCUAAUGAUCCCUUUUCUCCUUUGCUGUGAAAUGUGUGUGUUGGACUCUUUGCAUCAAGGGGACAGGUGACAUACAUCCCAUCUACCUGUGAAUAUCACUAAAGUCCUUGGUCCCAAGUAAGGUGAGGAGCAUUCCUGUUAAUUAGCCACUGUUAGAGAACAAAGCACCUCCCAUGGAGGAGAAUGGCAGUUUCAGAAGGUAAUGGGCUUGCAUGCAACACUGUCUUGAUUCUGUUUCUUUUUAAACUUCCACCUCCCCAGCACUCUGUUGGAGAAAUUCCCUUGUAUUGUUAAGAAGAACAGAUUGUAUCCAUGUCUUCCCCUGAACAGACAACUAUAGCUUAGGAAAUGCCAGUGUAAAUAAGCCUCCUAAAAGGCUGAUCACAGCUGCCCGUCCUGCAAACAGCAUUGGAGAUCAACACAGUUGCGUAGAAAACUGCAAGAGAAACACAUAGCCUAAAACGGGGCCAGAGAUACUUUAUUUGGAGAAGGAACAAACCUUAGGGUUGCUCCUGGCCUUAGUUUAUUUUGCUUUACUUACUGCUUUUUGUUAUUUACUCUUGUAUUCAAUAAUUACAAAGGUGUCUUGGAUCGUAGCAGUGUCACAAGCAGAGUGAUAAGUCUGAAAGGCAUGAGGAGAAUGAUCAUAGAGUGAAGAGAUUGAGAAUCCUGAGCUCCUUUCCACACUCACUCUCUGGCCUUUGCAUGGUAGUUAUAUCUCUUAGCCAGUUUGCCCAUCUUUAAAGGUGGGUGAUGAUUACCUACCUCACAGGGAUAUUUUUGUGUACUGAUUGGUGAUCUUUAUACAUGUCAGAUUUUCCAUAUAUGUUCUUAGUGUUACUACUCUGGGUUCCAACACUAGCACAGCACGAGACUUUUCCCUGUACCUGUGACUCUGCUUGUGGUCAGAUACCAACUUCUAGAAUAACUAGUAAAUAAAAUGGGAGGCUAAGACAACUGUUGAGCUUUAGACUAGAAACGUGGGACUUUAACUGCAGAUGCCAAGGCUAGAGAGCAGAGAUGCUCUCAGUGUUGAUAGCAGAGCAACACAGUCCAAAGGAUGCCUGUCUCUAAAAAUGCACAGAGCAUGCAUUGUUUGUUUUUAAAUUGUUCUCAGUGUUAGCCUUUUAGGAGGGUUCUUGCAUUUUAGAUUUGAGAGUUAGUAAAGUGCCAGUAAGAAGUUUUAUUGGCCAAAAUCACUUCUCAGUGGCACAAUUUCCUCCCUUGAGCUGGGAUUCUUAAAUGAAAGAAAGCAAGUUCAAAUUAGACUGUUCCUUUUAAUCUGUGAGGUCUGUCCCUCCCACCGUCUUAUUUUUCUAGGAACUUAAUGGCUGUGUAGGGAAAUUUUCCUGUGUGGGUUAGGAUUUCUUACCAAUCGUGCUUUGCAGCAAGUGCAUAUGGUUCAGGGGCACGGUAUUAAGAAACAGAUCAGUUUCAAAAGUAUCAGAUACUCAUUACGGAUCAUGACAUCUAAUGCUGUAAGUGUUACUCUGUUGAAUACUUCACCUCCUGUGAUCACUAUUAUUUGUGGGCUAAUACUGUGUUAUGCAUUAUGUCCUGUGGUGAACAUCUAGUAAUUGAUCUGUUAGACAUCACUUUGCCCGUUUGUCAGUAGUAUAUGUGAACAAUACUAGUUAUACAUACAUGUUUCUUUGGCAGUACAACUGUCAUUCUGCAUGUAGAUCUUCAUAUUAAAGGCACAUAUAACUACCCAGGAUAAACAGCCAUUAGCCUGCUUUUGACAAAGUUUUGCUUCCCCCAUCCCGGACUCAGCAGGUAGCAUCAGAAUUCCUUGGUUAAACAUGCCGCAGUUAAGAAUCACUUACAUGAAUUCUAUAUUGAGGGCAUCUGGGGGAAAUUGUGGUUUUGGGGACAGGAGGUAAAACCUUAGAGUGUAAGAAAUCUUUUGGAAGGAAGAGGGAAGUACUGUUUCUGGUCCGGUUGAGAGUCAAUCAGUGCUGAGCCAGUGCACCAGUGUCCCCACCCUGUCCCUGUGGAGGUCUCUUGGAGCAGAGUGAAGGUGAAUGGGUCUGAGCAAAGGUAAUGGAGGAUCUCCCUUUUUUUUUUUUUUUUUUUUUUGUGGUGGUGCCUCUGUAUAGAGUGAGAAUACAAAAGAGUCUUUCAAGUCCUGUGACACGUAUUUCAUAGUGAAUUCAAAGAACUGCAUUUGAGAGGGAGGACCACUCCCUGGGCAACUCACUGCUGCAGGUUUUGUUUUCCAGCAAUACUGUAGUUCUCAAAAUGGAGAUCAUUAUUUAUGUGGGAGUGGCAGGUGUGGACUAGUUAAACACUGUAAUUUAUCCUGGGAAAGUGUGACUGCAGCUUUCUGGUGAGGUAGGUGGAUGUAGAGUGGCUGGAGGAUGUGGUGCUGCCCAGCCAA
Messenger RNA from Tyto alba (common barn owl), 4508 nucleotides. RefSeq names its product glyoxylate reductase 1 homolog (gene GLYR1). The transcript has 17 exons. Lineage: Eukaryota; Metazoa; Chordata; Aves; Strigiformes; Tytonidae. The record is from RefSeq and is a predicted model, not a curated record. Bases 329 to 1783 code for a protein of 484 amino acids. Gene Ontology annotation, molecular function: NAD binding; oxidoreductase activity, acting on the CH-OH group of donors, NAD or NADP as acceptor; NADP binding.